Carcharodon carcharias (great white shark) is the source of this 5633-nucleotide messenger RNA. Its product is annotated as BRD4-interacting chromatin-remodeling complex-associated protein-like. Gene Ontology annotation, biological process: positive regulation of DNA-templated transcription. Bases 442 to 4605 code for a protein of 1387 amino acids. The record is from RefSeq and is a predicted model, not a curated record. NCBI's taxonomy places the organism in Eukaryota, Metazoa, Chordata, Chondrichthyes, Lamniformes, Lamnidae. Gene Ontology annotation, cellular component: SWI/SNF complex. The transcript is spliced from 15 exons.
UGCCCAAAAGUGCUUAUCUUAAAUAAUUUAUUUUCGGAAUGUGGGAAGCUGUAAUGCAAUUUCUUACGAUGUAGAAACAACAUCAUUUUCUGAUGAAAAGAUUUGAUCUUCAGCCCCUGAAGUGAUGGCGAAGAAACCCCGUUGACAAGGCAAACCACAUUGGCGUAACAAGAUGUCCGCAGGACAAGGUAUUCAAUGUGGCUUCUCUUGGAUCAGACUGAGACGGAUUCCAUAGCCCAGUCCGAUUUAAGUGUUCCCUUCGCUCGAUAUAUUGGACUGGAGAGACUCGGGACUGCGAGCUUGCCUUUGCAUAGGAUGAGGUUCAUUGAUGAUGUCAUGCUCUUCCAUUACGGCCUGGACUUGGCGUCACGCCACGCAAUUUGAACUCUGGACUGUUUUGGGCAGUUGCUAGAGCCUGCAUAAGACAUCCAUCAAUUUGUCAUGGAUGAUGAAGAUGGCAGGUGUUUGCUGGAUGUUAUUUGUGACCCUCAAGCCCUGAAUGACUUUCUGCAUGGAAGUGACAAGGGCCAGCUAGCAUUGGCCAGUGAAGGAAUCAACAGCCAGGUGCCCUCAUCCACCAGCUGCGUUGACAUCUCCUUCCUUGAAGAUGACAUCCUUGGGUCACCAGGUAGUUCUGGCAUUCAGCAGAAUGCAGAGGAGCCCUGCGAUAUCUUGCAGCAGAGUUUGCAGGAGGCCAACAUCACGCAGCAGACUUUGCAAGAGGAAGCUGACCUGGCAGCCAGCGUGCUACAGAUACAACCCUACUCCCACCCACACCCUGCAAGCCAACCUGCUGAGGGCAACCCCCAGCUCCUGGGGACCAUUGGCACAGACUUCAGUGGGUUAUCCCAGCAACAGCAAACUGCCAUAAUCACACAGCAGCCUCUGCUUCAACAACCAGUGAAUACUCAGUUUGUCAAUAAAACCAUUAGCGUGCAACGCUUGAUUCAGCAAGUUGGAUUGAAUAGUGUUGCAAUACAACCGAUAGCCAGCAUUCAGACCAAUGGCAGCCCCAGAGCCUGUGGCAUUGGACAGAUUCAGAUGGUUGACCAGCAUGGUGGUCAAGCUACCGUAAUGCCUGUUGGUCACCACCAUCAGCAAGGAUUAUUCGCUAAACCUGGCCUGACAUCCCAGAUGUCUGCCCUUCCUUCAGAGAGUUACCUUUCUGCCUCGCCUUCAGAGUGUCAGGUGACCCUAAGCUCAUCAAUUUCUUCACAGUUCCAAAAGACUGUCACAAGCGCCAAUCUAAAUGGAAAUUCGCUGUUUGCCAAUGCAAAUCUCACACAAUCAACACAACAGGUUGUUGCUAGGCCAACGAUCAGUAACCAGGUGGUUCACACCCCAGUAUUGACCCAAAUUAUUCAGAGGACUCCGACUCCAAUUCAGCCAAAGCACCGUGUGAAUAUCCAACCCAAACUCGUCCAGAUAAGUCCAAAGCCUUCAUUCAACCCAAACUCUUCUGCUCUUCAGACAGCAUUAAAAAUUCAAACAGAAACCACCCUGCAGCAACAGAAAACUCAACAGAACUUGACUUUUGUAGCAGGAGCCUCGGGUCAGAACGUCCUGCUAUCAACGCAAGGCCCAGCAGUUGCUCAGACUAUUGCUGCCAAUCUGAUCAAACAACAACCUCAACAAGUGCAGUCCAACGUGGGCAAACCAGUCAGUGUUCAAGUUGUAAACCAGGGGAGUAGUAUAGUAAUCCAGCCUCAAUCAGUACCUCAGGCUGUGAUCCCAGGUCAAAGCCAGUUUAUUUUACCAGGGCAACUGGCCAACGCAGCAGCAGGCAGUAUUCCCCAGCAACUUCCUGCAAUUCAACCUGGAACUGUCUUGACCGGCCAAAGUGCAGCAACACCGAAUCUCCCUGGACAGCCAGCCGCCAAUCACGUUAUGGGGUGUCAGGCAUCUUCUAGUCAACUAGUCAGCAGCCAGUCCUUAUCUGCACAGAUCCUGACUGCUCAGCAUGUGGCGGGACAAUUGAUUACCGGCCAGGCUAACUUUGGCCAGGUUUUUGCAGCGUCAAACACACAGCUGACGGUUGGCCAAGGAACAGCGCAUAUUUUAUCUGGACCUUUGCAACUACGGCCCAGCCAGCUGGCUCCAUCUACACUAUUUCAGAUGCCCACCCAGCUAGGUGCUGGCUUUUCUUCACAGUCGCACCCGUCUGGUCAACGCAUGGUAGUACAGCCUGGCCCAACUGUCGUACAGGGUGUCUCAUUGCCAAAUCAGAUAACUGUGCUCAACAACACUGGCCCUUUAGGACCAUCUAUGAAUGUUCAGCAGGUGAGCACCAAUGCCCCCAAGAGCAAUAUUGUGAAGUCACAGACUUCCACUGAUGCUGAGAUAACAUCAGCUCUUGGACUACAGCAGACAGACGCUUCACCCCAGUGUCAUCGACGUACUCAGGCCCAAUCUCAGACCCAACUGGUGGAAAUUCAGCAGUCUACUCCAUUAUCAGCUGCAGUCUCACAACCAAACACCACCUUAGCUGAAAACCAUGACAAAUCCAUCAACCAGCAAGGCAUGGGAUCAGCACUCAAUGCCGACCAGCUUUUGCUUUUCCAACAGAAAGAGCAAAAGCAACAACUCCUUUACCAGCAGGCCCUGAAGCUCCAACAGGAGAAAGGCCUCUCGCUGACCUCUUCCAAUGGCUUGGCAACAUCGCUCACUGCCAACAGCGUCCCAACGUCUGUUAUUGUCAGCAGUGGGAUUGGAUCUGCAGUACAAACCAGCAGCAUCCUCAUGCCAGCAAGCACUGUUCUAAUGGAGCCCAAAAACCAAACAGUCUUACCUCAGAGUCAGCCCAGCCACUUUCUGCCAGCUUUGGCAAGCCAGGCAACCCCCAGUAUGAUCAGCAACCUCACAGACCUGAAUGUCGCCCUAAGUAAGGGGUCAAUACAAAUCCAAAUGGUUGGGAAAGGGAUUGCCCGCAUUAUGUCUGCAGGAAACUUGCAAUCAGCAUUGUUUGAAGAACCAGUUGGGAAUUUGAAACAGUCAGCAGCAACCACUCUAAACAGAGGAGACUUGUUACUUGAAAAGUUCUGCAAGGACCAGAGCUCUGUUAUACAACCUGAUUGCAACACUCCUUUUAAUUCCUUUGAGGACACAGUUUUCAGAUUGUUGCCCUAUCAUGUAUGUAAGGGCACACUACCAUCCAAUGUGGAUUUUAACAAAGUGGAUGAAGAGUUUGAGGUCGUAUCAGCUCAACUCCUCAAACGAACGCAGGUUAUGCUGAACAAAUAUCGGCUGUUGCUCUUUGAAGAAUCCAGGAGGACAAAACCCUCUGCUGAGAUGGUGAUGAUCGAUCGAAUGUUCAUUCAAGAAGAAAAGGUGGCUUUCCAGGAAGCUAAGCAACUGGCCAGGGACAGUCCUGAUGCAUAUAUCUCGUCCAUUUUCAAACCUAGAAUUACCAGCACUCUGCCAACCGCUUCUUGUCCCCUUGCGGCUCCCAAUGAGCAGGUUCAAAGUUCAACACAGGUCACUGACUCCAAGCUGGUUAUCAAACAGGCCAGGAGUUCACCCUCUGUCACCUGGGCAACAGCUUCGCCAGUGGGAGAUGUGGAGAUGGAGGCGCUCCCAAGUCGACCAAAGCCUCUGAAAACAUAUGUUGCCAGUAGCAGAGGCGGACUCAAGCUGAAGAUAAAGCAGGAGUCAGGUUACAGCAAGGUUGUCCACAACACAGCAUUAGAUCAGCUUUCUCCUCCACCCAUCCCGCGGAGCUCAGGAACUAAAGGCCCCAGCACUGUCACAGUGAUCCCCCUUAGACAAAGUAAUGGAGAUCUGAAUCGCAAAGUCCCUCCUCUAGCUGAGAAACGGCUGCUGGAACAUUUGGACAUCAGGGAUGCAUUGGAACAAAGGGACUAUCUUACCAAUCUUGGAACGUGUGAGAGGAAUUGUCCUGUUAGUUGCACUCCAAGUUUGGUGCCCGACCAAAGUAAAACAUCCCUCCUACAGAUCAAUUCUGAGCUUAAUAGAUCGAUCGAAUAUGAAAUCAACCAAAAAGCUGCUCUUGGCUCAGGCAGAAUGGACGGUGUUGCUCGGCCCUUGAAUUCUCAUGACAUGACUGCAGACAAUGGCUUCCAGAGCGUGAUGCAGGUCAAAACUGAGGAACUGGCAGGAGGGAAGACAGAUGACAGUACAAGCAACCUGAUGAAGGAGCUUGCAGAGGUGGAAGAUGCAUUUAGGCAAGGUCUGAUGAAAGUCGGCUCAGCAGAUGAUCUGCACUGGGAGCUGCCGCUCCCACAGCCUAAACGUCGCAAGUCUGACUCAGUGGACAAUGCCAGUUUCUCCAGUGACAGUCCCCAGGACAGCACGCUCAACGAACACCUACAGAGUGCCAUCAACAGCAUUUUGGACCUCCAGAGACUCCAAGCCUCAGAGGAGGAGCAGUCUGUAACUGGGCCUCCCAUUUCAGCAGAACUCGACAUCCCUCAGUUCUCCCCUAUGGCUUCCUCAGGGGAUUUCAUGGAACCUGAUCAUGACAGUGGCCUUGUUGAAGUGGCGACCUCCACUUUGGAAGAAGCAGUAAACAGUAUUUUAGGACCCCACGUGCAUUUCUACCGCAGAUCAAAGAGAGGAAACAGCUGUGAAUUAAGAAGCAUUGCCUGAUUCUUUGAUGUCUUUAAUUCCCUCACUCCAAUCAAUGUUGAUUGACGCUUGCCUGGGGUUAACGGAUUGCUAACAGCCUCAUAAUGGGUGGUCAUUGAUCUCCCAAGCCCAUUAAUAUCAACAAUGCACCUGUGCUGCCUCUCAGGUACCUGAAGUACCUGCCUGUUUAAGUGAUGGGCCACUCUCAAUAUGGAAUUCAAGGUCCUAGAAUGUAAAUAGGACCUGAUUGCUGUUUUAGGUCAGAGUUGGUCAGAUGGAGCCUGCAUUCCAAGUAGUCCCACAGGCAAUGGAAGAGAGCAGGCCUGGCAAAGGUGAAUGUUGACUUCGUGAGCCUUGGUGGAAGCAGGAGUGGUCCACAGAAAUAAUCCAGGCCUCUGCCUCUCUGGGGACACCACACUCCCCCCAUCUUGACCUGCACCUGCUUUCGUUCCUGCAGCCCAGUUUCCUUUGCUGAGUCUGGCAAGCUGGGUUGAUACCCGUUCAGCUCACCCGGGGAAUGUUAAAUGAGCCAGAGCAUCAGAAUUACAGGUGGGGAUGGGGGAGCAAUUGUUUAGUUAUUUGUUUUCUGCUUCCUUCAUUUUCUUGUUUGUUAGAGAAGAAACUAAAUUUAUUUGUGUGACAGUAAUCUCCCAUGUUCUUGAAGCAAUUUUUAUGGUUCUUUGUGCAAAAAUAAUUUAGUACAGAAUUUCUCAUAUUUGAUUCAACUAACAGGCAGAAGUGUCCGCAACCUCAUUUUAGGUAGUAUUUUUUAAAAGUCUGACAAAUAAUUUGAUUAUUUUUAAGUUGAAGAGGUCAUGUGUCCUUUAUUUGAAAUUUCUACUUCCUAGCUUGUAAUAUUAGUACAUUGUGGGGUGAGGAAUGGUUUUCUCUGUCUCACUAUAACCAUAUCAUAACCCUGUUGGGAAAGAAUCGGUUUAUCAUUUCCAUACACCUGAGACAUAGAAAAUCUUCCCUGCGGUUAAGUAUUGAAAAAUAAAGAACUUGCACCCUUCGGAACCUCAGGAUGUCCUAAAGCGCUUUACAGCUAA